Molecule: messenger RNA, 3209 nt
Organism: Thermothelomyces thermophilus ATCC 42464
Lineage: Eukaryota; Fungi; Ascomycota; Sordariomycetes; Sordariales; Chaetomiaceae
Product: D-xylulose 5-phosphate/D-fructose 6-phosphate phosphoketolase-like protein
Exons: 2
Coding region: 145-2616 (823 amino acids)
Biological process (GO): carbohydrate metabolic process
Molecular function (GO): aldehyde-lyase activity
Source: RefSeq, a predicted model, not a curated record
CAAAGAUUCAAUCGAUCCCAUUCAGUUCGACCUACGUUGGAACUCGACGUUCUUCCCCCCCACUAAUCACCAGCUAGCUGGUUAAGAUAUCCUAGUCCGCUACAGAUCCUACAGAGCUCAGCCGAAUUUAGCAAUCAAUUCGCCAUGGGCGACGCAAAUGAGCUUGAGAGCAUCAGCACCUUUGGCUCUGCCCGCUCGACCAUCAAGGGCGCUCCUCUCUCGGAGGAGGAGGUCAAGAAGUACAAUGACUUCUUCAAGGCGAGUCUGUAUCUCAGCCUCGGCAUGAUAUACCUCCGCCAUAAUCCGCUCCUCAAGGAACCCCUAAAGAAGGAGCACCUCAAAGCCCGACUCCUCGGUCAUUUCGGCUCGGCGCCUGGGCAGAUAUUCACCUACAUGCACUUCAACCGCCUCAUCAACAAGUAUGACCUUGACGCCCUCUUCAUAUCCGGACCCGGCCACGGCGCCCCCGCGGUGCUCUCGCAAGCCUACCUCGAGGGCACCUAUUCCGAGGUGUAUCCCGACAAGUCGGAGGACGAGGAGGGCCUGCAGAAGUUUUUCAAACACUUUUCGUUUCCCGGCGGCAUUGGCUCGCACGCGACCCCAGAAACUCCAGGCAGCCUGCACGAGGGUGGCGAGCUGGGGUAUUCGAUAUCCCACGCCUUCGGCGCCGUCUUCGAUAACCCCAAUCUGAUUGCCCUCACCAUGGUCGGCGACGGCGAGGCCGAGACGGGCCCGCUGGCGACGGCGUGGCACAGCAACAAGUUCCUCAACCCCAUCACCGACGGCGCCGUGUUGCCGGUCCUGCAUCUCAACGGCUACAAGAUCAAUAACCCCACCAUCCUCGCGCGCAUCAGCCACAAGGAGCUCGAGAACCUCUUCCUCGGAUACGGCUACCAGCCCUACUUUGUCGAGGGUGACGAGGUCGACUCGAUGCACCAGGCAAUGGCAGCGACUCUUGAGCACUGCGUGCUGGAGAUCCGCAAGUACCAAAAGCAGGCCAGGGAUUCCGGCGAGCCCUUCCGGCCCAGGUGGCCAGUUAUCAUCCUCCGCACUCCAAAGGGCUGGACGGGUCCGCGCAAGAUCGGCGACAAGUAUAUGGAAGGCUACUGGCGCGCCCACCAGGUGCCAAUCACGGACGUCCACGAGAACCCCGGGCACCUCAAACUACUGGAGCGCUGGAUGCGCAGCUACGAGCCCGAGCGGCUCUUCGUCGACGGCAGGAUCAAUCCGGAGCUCAGGGCGCUCUGCCCGACGGGGAACCGGCGCAUGAGCGCCAAUCCGGUUGCCAACGGCGGCCUGCUUCGGAAACCGCUCAGGAUGCCUGACUUUCGCAACUACGCCCUCGAGGUGGAGAAGCCGGCCGUCACCAUGGCUGCCAGCAUGCAAAACAUGGCCAAGUUCCUGCGAGAUGUGGUUGCCCUAAAUCCGACCAACUUCCGCCUGUUUGGUCCCGACGAGACCGAAUCCAACAAGCUCGCCGGGGUGUACCAGGCGGGCAAGAAGGUCUGGAUGGGCGAGUACUUUGAGGAAGACGAGAACGGCGGCAACCUCGCGCCUAACGGCCGCGUCAUGGAGAUUCUCUCGGAGCACACCUGCGAGGGCUGGCUCGAGGGCUACAUCCUGAGCGGCCGCCAUGGCCUUCUAAACAGUUACGAGCCGUUCAUUCACGUCAUCGACUCGAUGGUUAACCAGCACUGCAAAUGGAUCGAGAAAUGCCUCGAGGUAGAAUGGCGCAGCAAGGUCGCCUCGCUCAACAUCCUCUUGACCGCCGUGGUCUGGCGACAGGACCACAAUGGUUUCACCCACCAAGACCCGGGCUUCCUAGACGUGGUGGCCAACAAAAGCCCCGAAGUGGUGCGCAUCUACCUGCCGCCCGAUGGUAACUGCUUGCUGUCCUGCAUGGACCAUUGCCUCCGGUCGUCCAAUUAUGUCAAUGUCAUCGUCGCCGACAAGCAAGAGCACCUGCAAUACCUCUCCAUGGAAGACGCCAUUGUGCACUGCACCAAGGGCGCCGGUAUCUGGCCGCAGUUCAGCACCGACCACGGUGCUGAACCGGACAUCGUUAUGGCGUCCUGCGGCGACAUCGCCACCCACGAAACGCUAGCUGCGAUCGAUCUCCUUCUGCAGCACUUCCCCGAGCUCAAGAUCCGCUACGUCAACGUCGUCGACCUCUUCAGGCUCAUCUCGCACAUCGACCACCCACACGGGAUGACUGAUGCCGAGUGGGAGGCCCUCUUCACCGCCGACAAACCGAUCAUCUUCAACUUCCACAGCUAUCCCUGGCUAGUCCACCGGCUCUCGUACAAGCGGCCCGGCGCGUGGCGGAACCUGCACGUGCGCGGGUACAAGGAGAAGGGCAACAUUGACACCCCGCUCGAGCUGGCGAUCCGUAACCAGACGGACCGCUUCAGCCUCGCCAUGGACGCCAUCGAUCGGAUGGCAGGCAGCGGGGUGCUCGGAAACCGCGGGGCCGCGGCCAGGGAGGCGCUCAAGAACGCGCAGAUCAGGGCGCGAACCGAGGCGUUCGAGAACGGUGUCGACCCGGAUUUCUUGAAGAGCUGGACAUGGCCGUAUGAGCGGACCGUGCAGGAGGCUGUGCCAAAGCUGAUGGGCUGACUCUUCCUGUUCCUAAUUUCUCCGUGCAAUGGCUUUUGCCUUUUUAAUCUUGUUAAUACACCACCCAUCUCUCCCUUCGGCAUUCUGUCAGGUUAGGUAUCCUCGAAAGUUGAAAAGGUAGAAGGAAAUACAAGGCAAGCCAGAGGAGGAGUAGUGAGUUGAAUGUUGGUUGGGGGCACUGCAGGAAUAGAGAGCAUCUUGGUUUGUAAAGAGGUCUGAGAACCUGGCAUCUCCAACAAGUCACCAGACUAGCCACUGCCCGGCUAGCUCAAUCGGUAGAGCGUGAGACUCUUAAUUCAAGGUCCAUCUCAAGGUUGUGGGUUCGACCCCCACGUUGGGCUCAAUUCCCGGCAGCGAUUGCCUCUCUUUUUCCAUUUUCCAUUUUUUUUUUGUUUUUUCAUAUCAAAGGCAUGGUCGCUACGGCUGCGUGCAUUGAUAAGGGUUAGGGUCUGGUUGCUGUCUGCCAAACACGGUAACACGGCCUGUUUUUCCAAUAACAGAGGGUAUGACGUAUCCGUAUCACUAGAUGUGGGCCAGAGUGCCCUUGUAACCUACUAUCCCGAUCAUGGUUCCCUAACGGGAGCCGGUUCUCC